AUGUUCACGUGGUGGAUCUCGUGGGUGUGGGCGUGGGUGAUGUGGUGCAUGUGGGCCCACGUGAGCGUCAGUGCUAUGUGGGAGGCAGGCAUUACCCAACAGGUGGGGAGCACAGCAACUCCUGUAUCAACGAAGGAGGUGCCUCUCGGCCCAGGCAUGGGCGGCUCAGCCGUGCAGACCCUGGGCAGAGAAGGGGCACAGCACUUUGCUACCCAACCCACCCCCCAGACUGCUGUAGUGGGCUCCACAGCUGUGCUUCCAUGUAGAGUGAUCAACAAGGUGGGACAUCUACAGUGGACCAAGGACGGCUUCGGUCUCGGCACAGAGAGGGACCUCUUUGGCUUCUCCCGCUACGCCAUGAUCGGCUCCGACGAUGAAGGAGACUUCAGCCUGAAGAUCCAGCCGGUGCUACUGGAAGAUGACUCGCUGUAUCAGUGUCAAGUGAGUGCCAGCGAGGGAGUGGCAGGCAUCAGGUCCUACCCAGUGCGUCUCACUGUCUAUGUGCCACCAGACCCACCCAGGGUUAAGCCUCCAGUCCUGCGAGCUACAGCAGGGAUGACCCUCACUCUCGAGUGUGAGAGCCGUGGAGGACGACCUCCACCAGAGAUACAGUGGGUGGAUGACAGUCGUCGUGAGAGCAUCAAGACAGGUGUGGUGCUGCUGACAGAGAUCAUGGCAGACGGCAAGAGAGUUACUGUCCACUCACGUCUCUCCUUCACUCCACGACGCUCACACCACAACUCUUCCCUCACCUGUCUCACCUCUCACCAGGCCCUCACCUCUCCCCUCUCCAGCAACAUGCACUCGAGUGUUCUCUUCCCUCCUGAAGUUCAGCUGCACGUCCGUCCACACCUGCUGAUGGAGGGAGAUGAUGCUACCAUUGUAUGCAGUGCCUUAGCCAACCCCAGCGUCAUCACCUAUAGGAAUGGUCACCUCAAGCAGCGGCAUCUACCAAUAAGGUCAAUUACAGCAGCAGCAUCUACAACUAAGAUCACCUCCAGCAACAACUACAAGUAA
Cherax quadricarinatus is the source of this 1017-nucleotide messenger RNA. NCBI's taxonomy places the organism in Eukaryota, Metazoa, Arthropoda, Malacostraca, Decapoda, Parastacidae. The record is from RefSeq and is a predicted model, not a curated record.